Messenger RNA from Penicillium olsonii, 2706 nucleotides. NCBI's taxonomy places the organism in Eukaryota, Fungi, Ascomycota, Eurotiomycetes, Eurotiales, Aspergillaceae. The record is from the annotation of a GenBank genome assembly.
AUGAGUAGUAUUCAUUUCCCCUCCUGGGGCGAGCAGCAGAGCCUCUUGAAAUUGUCAUAUGCUGAUGCAGAAACGUGUAAUCAGUUGGCAAGUGUGGAUAAUCCAGUGUCUCAUCUUGAAAGCGGUGAUUCUAAAUUGACUACCAAGAAAAUGGCCAUCCCACGCCUGGCGGAAGGUGCCGAGUCUGCUUUCACUUCCCCGGGGAGAUUUCAUCGACGACAUGUUCGUCGAGCCUGUGAGUCGUGUCGACAGCGAAAGACCAAGUGUACCGGAGACAAGUCCGGUUGUCGAAACUGCCGAGAAGCGGGCAUCAUCUGCUGCUAUACGGAUGGAAAAAGAGAGAAGUCCAAACGGCAGUUGGCAAGUCUUUCAGCCAAAGUGCAGGCGUACGAGGAUGUCAUCAGCAAGUUGAGCAAUCGCUUUGGUGUAUCUGAUGAGCACUUGGUGAACAUUGCCCUGGCAGCGGAGUCUGCGCCAAAUCUGACGCUGGAUUCGAAAACGUCCGUUGCAGCAGCUGGAGAGCCGAAGACUGCCCGAAACACAGGCUCUGAGCCGCCGCCCUCCCGGUCUUUAUCUGCAAGCCCCCCGGACUCGGGAGACCAUACAGAAGAAGACUUCAACAGGGAUGAAACCUCCCGAGCAACAGGGUUCAUUGGAAGAAGCUCGGAGAUCACCUGGCUUCAAAAGCUGAGCAAAGUCGUCAAUGUCGAAUGUGAAGCCUGGCCUGCGACUUUGCCUAAUGCCAACGAAGACAAUGGCCUUCCAUCACCGACAUUGACACCUCGACCCGAUAACCCAAAUGAUCCAUGGGUGGUUGCGUUCAACUAUUAUCUCGAUGACUUGGAUAUUCCUACUGCAGAUCCAUCGGAUAUGUAUGGAGUUCCCUCUCGAGAGACAGCUACACAUCUACUGAACGCCUUCCUCACGUCGGUCCAUCCCUCAUUCCCCAUCAUUGGGGUUUCGACCUUCGUACCUCAAUUUCAAGUCUUCUUCAGUCAGCCUUCUCUCAAACCAGGAAACAAAUGGCUCGCCAUCCUCAACCUGAUUUUUGCAAUUGCUGCAAAGUUUGGUCAGUUGACGAAUGCCGACUGGAGGGAGGAAGACGAUGAUCAUCAAGCGUAUUUUGCAAGGGCACGAGCUUUGAGUUUGGAAGAUCAGAUUCUCCAUCAUCCUGAUCUUCAGCAGCUGCAAGUCGAGGGUCUCACCGCAUUCUAUUUGAAUGCACUGGGGCAUAUCAACAGGGCUUGGAAGCUUUCCGGUAGCGCAGUUCGAGGAGCACUGGCUCUCGGAUUGCACCUACAGAAUGUCGGGGUCAGCAUAUCGGACAGCUCCAAAGAGAUCCGCUAUCGGGUGUGGUGGUCAUUAUAUACACUGGACUAUCUGCUGGCGCUUAUGACCGGACGUCCGUCAUGUGUUAACGACAGCUCCUGCACUACACCAAUGCCGGUGCCUUUUGACGAGGUCGAUUUCCAAAAGAGCGAAGUGUCUCGAAUCAUCAACACCGCUGCCCUCCGCACUUGCAACAAUUCUGAGAGGAUGCCGAAAAACAGUAAUACGGAUGAUCGUGAAUCGACGACAGACUCUGACUCCAACGAUGCGCCUGCCGAAGAUGAAGCGAAGCUAAGCUACGUCGAGUAUUUGAAGAGUCUCCCGCCGUGCACUUCCCUGUACUUCCUACAAUUGGCGUCAUUGACCAGUAUCUCAAAGCGAAUGACGGUAAAGCUUUACAGCCCAGAAGCUCUUCAAUCGCCAUGGGCCAGCACCGAGUUCACAAUGCAGAGCUUGACGCUCGAGCUUGAUUCGUGGCUUAUGAAUCUUCCCGCGGCAUACGACUUUACUUCGACGCAGACGUCGCAAUGCCCCAUCAGUCAGCGUAUGGGCGUCGCCUUCCUCUUCUACAGCACCAAGAUUGGAAUCACGCGGCCAUGUCUCUGUCGCUUGGACCAAUCGCUUUCGGAGGAUGACAAGACGUAUGAGUUCUGUAGCAAGGCAGCAGCAGACUGUGUCGAGGCUGCGUGCCACAUGCUCACGUUGUUCCCGGAUACCCCAGACGCAGCAUUAUUGUACAAGAUGUCGCCAUGGUGGUGUACAUUGCAUUACCUUAUGCAAGCAGUCACUGUUCUGUUACUGGAGCUGGCGUACAGAUCCCAACAUGUUCCCGAGAAAGCGGCAAUGGUCUCCAAAGCGGCGAAGAAAGCCCUGGACUGGCUCUCCACGCUGUCUAAGACAAACAUGGCGUCCGAGAGAGCUUGGAAACUUUGCGAUGGAUUCAUCCGUCGUCUCGCCCCACACAUUGGCAUCAACGUGAAUGAUAUCCCCAUGAGCGAGGAAUCGGAUUCCCUCUUCAACGUCCCUGAUAAUGCAGAAUCUACUAGCAUGGAAGAGCCCUCUGCAGACGACGUGGCCUUCGAUGCCUCCGAGGCCAUUCCUUCCACGGUGGCCGUCGACGCCAUCUCUGCCGAGUUGGAUUCCAUCACCUGUACCCCGGUGAACCAGUCCAGUACUCCGUCUGCUUUGCAGGAGCCCUACGAUCUCGGGGAACCCGAUCUCCUCGACCAAUUCAUCAAGCAGGAGAAAGACCAGAGCUCCUACGAUGAAUGUUUCCCUUACGAUCCCGCUACUGGUCAGCUUACUGGCUCGUUCUUCCCCUCGGGGCCCAACAUGGAACUUGAUAUGGGUUAUUUCUGGGGUGACCCUGUUUGCUGA